Messenger RNA from Pyrus x bretschneideri (Chinese white pear), 2844 nucleotides. RefSeq names its product two pore calcium channel protein 1. Gene Ontology annotation, molecular function: calcium ion binding; voltage-gated calcium channel activity. The record is from RefSeq and is a predicted model, not a curated record. Gene Ontology annotation, biological process: transmembrane transport; calcium ion transport. Gene Ontology annotation, cellular component: vacuolar membrane; plant-type vacuole. NCBI's taxonomy places the organism in Eukaryota, Viridiplantae, Streptophyta, Magnoliopsida, Rosales, Rosaceae.
CUCCGGAUCCUUCUCUCGGGAUCUUGCGGUUAGGAAUAAACUUCGGUUUUUCUUUUAUUUUCCAGCGGUAAAAAACAUCGGACAGACAAGAGUCAGUCACAAGUCGCAAUUCAUAACUGCGGCAAUAACUCCUCGAACCGCGCCGGACAACCCAUUUUCCAUUUCGGCUCGUCACAUCGCCGGAGAAGAUGGAGAAGCCUCUGCUCAGAGGUGAAGGCAGCGGCCUUCGGCGCCCUCGCGGUCCAUUCCCCGGCUUCAAACACCGCUCCGAUGCCAUCACCUCCGGCACUCCUUAUCAGAAAGCCGCUGCACUCGUCGAUUUGGCGGAAGAUGGCAUUGGGUUACCAGAGCAGAUACUGGAUCAAUCAAACUUUCAGAGCGCCGCUAAGUACUACUUCCUUUACUUUCGUUUCAGCUUCCUUUGGGCCCUCCUCUAUUUCGCCCUCAUCGUACUCAACUUCCUCGAGAAACCUCUGUGGUGCUAUAGGUACACCGACACUGUCUAUACAUGUAGUGACAGAGACUACUUCUAUCUUGGCCAAUUUCCAUACUUGAAUUCUCUGGAGUCUCUUAUUUAUGAGGGAAUAACACUCAUUGUACUCAUAGUGCACAUUUUCUUUCCAAUUUCAUAUGAGGGUUUCUAUUGGAAAAAUCCUCUUACCAUAUUUAAGGUCACAUGCCUACUGAUUUUGGUUGCUGAUAUGCUGGUUUAUGCUCUCUAUGUGUCUUCGGUGGCCUUUGAUUCCCUUCCUUUCAGGAUUGCACCAUACAUCAGAGUUAUCUUUUUCAUAUUGAAUUUCAGGGAAUUGCGGUCAUGCAUGCUCAUCCUGGCUGGAAUGCUUGGAACGUACUUGAACAUCUUGGCUCUAGGGAUUUUAUUUCUUCUGUUUUCCAGUUGGUUGGCCUAUGUCAUGUUUGAAGAUACCAAGCAGGAAACAGUAUUUACUUCGUAUGGUAUUACAUUGUAUCAGAUGUUUGUUUUAUUCACCACAUCCAACAAUCCAGAUGUCUGGAUACCUGCCUACAAGGCUUCACGUUGGUAUUCCUUGUUUUUUGUUCUCUACGUGCUGCUGGGAGUUUACUUUGUCACUAACUUGAUUCUUGCUGUUGUGUACGAUAGCUUCAAAAAUCAGCUUGUAAAGCAAGUUUCUGAGAUGGACCAGACGAGGAAAGCUAUACUAAAGAAAGCCUUCAAUUUAUUAGACAAGGCUAAUGUAGGGUAUCUCAAUAAGGAUGAGUGUAUUCAACUAUUUGAGGAACUAGAUAAAUACAGGACUUUGCCAAAAAUGACAAGAGAGGAAUUUGAGCUGAUAUUUGAUGAGCUGGAUGACAGUGGAGACUUCAAGAUCAACUUAGAAGAAUUCUUUGAUCUUUGCAAUGCCAUUGCCCUAAAAUUCCCGAAGGAGGAUACUCCCUCUCUGCUUGAAAAGUUCCCUACAUUCUACCAUUCAUUGUUCUCCGAAAAGUUGAAGGCCUUCAUACGGAGUCCCAUAUUUGGAUACAUAAUAUCCUUCAUACUCAUACUCAACCUGGCUACCGUUAUUGUAGAAACAACGCUUGAUAUAGAAAACAGUACUGCUCAAGAGGUAUGGCAAGUGGCGGAGUUUGUUUUUGGGUGGGUAUAUGUACUGGAAAUGGCUCUGAAAGUCUAUUCUUUUGGAUUUGAGAACUAUUGGAGGGAUGGCCAAAAUCGCUUUGAUUUUGUGGUGACAUGGAUAAUAGUUAUUGGGGAAACUAUAACUUUUGUGGCUCCUGAAGGACUAACUUUUCUUUCAAAUGGAGAAUGGAUUCGCUACCUUCUCAUUGCAAGAAUGUUAAGAUUGAUUAGGCUCCUGAUGCAUAUCCAGCGCUACCGGGCAUUUGUUGCUACCUUCUUAGCCCUCAUACCGAGUUUGAUGCCAUACCUUGGAACCAUAUUCUGUGUCUUGUGUAUCUAUUGUAUACUUGGUGUACAGAUAUUCGGUGGAAUGGUGAAUGAUGGAAAUACCUCUUUGGAAGGAUCUGAGCUUUAUGAGAAUGAUUACUUACUUUUCAACUUCAAUGACUACCCCAAUGGGAUGGUAACACUUUUCAAUUUGCUAGUCAUGGGAAACUGGCAAGUGUGGAUGGAGAGUUAUCAGGAAUUAACAGGAACUUGGUGGAGCAUUAUAUAUUUUGUCAGCUUUUAUCUUAUAACCAUCUUGCUGCUAUUGAAUUUGGUCGUGGCUUUUGUCCUGGAGGCUUUCUUUGCUGAAAUGGAUCUUGAGUUAUCAGAAGAAAGUGAAGAAAAUGGGAAGGAAGAGGAAGGAGUAAAAGAUCGACGUCGACCCUUGGGCUCCAAAACUCGGAGCCAGAGAAUUGAUGUUCUUCUUCACCAUAUGCUGAGUUCAGAGCUAACUGAGACACAACCCUCCAAUGGAGCAUAGAGCUUCCUUCUUUCCAUCAAGAUUGUCUUUGUGGAGCUAGAAAACGGUGUUGGAAAUAUCAUCGAAGCGAGCAGCCAUUGUCUUACGAUCCUCCAACUGGACUAAAUUCAAAUCAUUUUGGAAGUGAGACAUUGCUGGAUUGGAAUACACAGUUGUUGCUCAUGCACUAUGUUUUGGCCGUUGAGGUUCGAUCAAUCAGUGAUUUUACCACGCAUCUGUUUCUGGUAAAUAAUUUAGUUCUUUCAUUACAAUUUUUGCUUCUGGAUAUGCUUGCCUUUCAUCAAAUUUGUAUUGUUAAUUGAUUGUACAAAUGUAACCACGAAAAGGUAAUCGAGCCUAUCAAUGGCAUCGCCUGUACAUUCAUAUAUUUUUAAGACUUGUAAAUUGUAAUGAGUUAAUCAGCCAACGAUCCUUGGCGUCUUAACAUUUUUAUCUUUAA